This is a messenger RNA of Tremella mesenterica DSM 1558, 495 nucleotides long. RefSeq lists its product as uncharacterized. The coding region runs from base 1 to 495 and encodes 164 amino acids. Gene Ontology annotation, cellular component: catalytic step 2 spliceosome. Lineage: Eukaryota; Fungi; Basidiomycota; Tremellomycetes; Tremellales; Tremellaceae. Gene Ontology annotation, molecular function: peptidyl-prolyl cis-trans isomerase activity. Gene Ontology annotation, biological process: protein peptidyl-prolyl isomerization; protein folding. The record is from RefSeq and is a predicted model, not a curated record. The transcript is spliced from 8 exons.
AUGUCAGUAACUUUGCAUACAACUCACGGAGAUCUCAAAAUCGAAGUAUUCUGCGAAGCCGUCCCUCGAACUUCAGAGAACUUUCUAGCUUUGUGUGCAUCGGGCGUAUAUGACAAUACAAUCUUUCAUCGUAAUAUAAAAGGGUUCAUGAUACAAGGAGGUGAUCCCACUGGGACAGGUAAAGGGGGACAAAGUAUAUGGGGUAAACCAUUCCCUGAUGAGAUUCGACAGACAUUACGAUUCAACACCCGAGGAGUAGUGGCGAUGGCCAACGCCGGACCAGAUACCAACAAAGCUCAAUUCUUCAUAACAUACGCUAAACAACCUUCUUUAGAUGGAAAGUAUUCCAUUCUCGGUCGUGUCAUAGAUGGAGCCGAUUCCACAUUAGAUCUGAUGGAAAAAGUCCCAGUAAAAGAGAAGAACCGUCCUGUCUCAGAAAUCAAACUCUUAAAUGUCACGAUACACGCCAACCCUAUAGCGGAUCAACACAAGUAA